Molecule: messenger RNA, 828 nt
Organism: Peromyscus maniculatus bairdii (prairie deer mouse)
Lineage: Eukaryota; Metazoa; Chordata; Mammalia; Rodentia; Cricetidae
Source: RefSeq, a predicted model, not a curated record
UGUGAUGUCACCAGUGUUGUGGCAACACCAACUGUCAUUGGGGCAUUUAUGCAGUGUCUCGUGUUUCACCUACAGACAUGCUGUCUAGACUGAACAGGAUUCUUGGGAGACAGGAUGGCGAGCACAGGGAAACCAAAGGGACUACUAGGAAGGCAUCAUCCACACCCUUCUUCCUCACUGCACAGGAGGAGCAGCUGAACCAGGUGGAUAAACUGACCCUUCAGCUACAGAUGAUGACCAAUGAGAGGAAUGAACUGCUGGAACUCCUGGCCCUUUAUAACAACAAUGAGUUGAACAACAGGCUGAAAUCUGAGCUGGAGAUGCUGAAAACACAGCAUAAGAAGGAGAUGUCAGAUAUAAAGAAAUUCCCCAAGGAGAUUUCUGAGGCUUCGUACAAGUGCAAGGAGCUGAGUGAGCAGAUCAACUCCUACUGCACCCUCUACUGUCAGCUCCUGAGUGAAUGGACUCAGCUAAAGGAAAAAGUGAGCAUGUUGAAAAAGAACAACAGAAAGCUGCAUGGGGAGCAGAUUUCACUACAAGAGUCCUGCAAGGAGGCAAGGAGGCUCUGUGAGGAGGCUCAUGAGAAGAUCUAUGACUUCUGCACAAAGCAGCAGCAGGUAGGUUGAAGCAGCAGGGCCAAGAUGCCCACUUGUCUAACCAUACACACACAUACACACACACCCAUGUAACCAUCUUCUCACUUAUCCAACUGACCCAUCCCAUCAAAUAGUUCAUUUCUGUGAUCAUUCACAAGUCUUUCUGGGGAGUUAGCCUCUUGGAAGGCACUGCAUGACUGCCAAGGAAUCCUACUGCUCUGCUAGAAGCUGC